Molecule: messenger RNA, 3680 nt
Organism: Hypomesus transpacificus
Lineage: Eukaryota; Metazoa; Chordata; Actinopteri; Osmeriformes; Osmeridae
Gene: tesk1b
Product: testis associated actin remodelling kinase 1b
Exons: 11
Coding region: 674-2746 (690 amino acids)
Biological process (GO): positive regulation of stress fiber assembly; protein phosphorylation; actin cytoskeleton organization
Cellular component (GO): cytoplasm; nucleus
Molecular function (GO): ATP binding; protein serine/threonine kinase activity
Source: RefSeq, a predicted model, not a curated record
AGAAGUCUCACUGUUUUCUUCUUGCAGUCCGGAGAGCACGGCCGCUCGUGGCAAGGCAGGGGAGGUAAAACGAAACCAAGGACAAUGUAAAGGCGGGAGGAGGUAGACAAGCCUGAUUAAUUAGUGAAAUAAAGCCUCGGUAACCAAACACUAGAUUCGAGGUCAGGGCUGAAUACACCACCGUACCUGUACAAAAGGCUAGGACGGUGCUGGUUUGCCCGCACAAGAAACCGCACGAGGAAACCAGACUCCAGAACGGUGAAGGAAAGGAGUGUUUAGCCUGCAUUGCCCGAACACACGGAGGAAACUGACUGCGAAUGUUGCCAAGACAGAAGCAGGCUACGCAGUUUCUCCUGGAGAAAUAGCCGGCCCACCUUCGUUUCUCUGAAGCGUCGGGGAAUCGUCACACAAACCACGCACACGCCGGGGGAGGCGGCAUGUAGCCUGCAAGUGUUGGAAAUUCGUAAGUUGAGGAAAAACGCUGUCUAGUUAGUUAGAUAGGCUACAACGUUGGAGAGUCUGGGAUUAAUUCGGCCUUUUACGGUGCGUUUGCAACUAAAUGUUAUUGUGAAGCCAAUUUGUUUCUCCGGACUCCGCUUCAGACUGGAACAAUGUAAACAGACGGGUUGGAUUCCAAACUGCGCACACGUCUCCCCCUCCCGGGAUAUUCGCGAUGGAGCGGGUCGAGCCGAACCAGGAGGCAUUGGAGCCCCCUAUUCACAGCGCCCAUGGUCCGAACCGGAUCAGACCCUCGUCCUACCGGGCGCUACGCAGUGCCGUGUCCAGUCUGGCCCGCAUCGACGACUUCAUAUGCGAGAAGAUUGGUUCAGGGUUCUUCUCAGAAGUGUUCAAGGUGCAGCACAGGAGCACGGGGCAGGUGAUGGCCCUGAAGAUGAACAUCAUGGCCAGCAACAGAGCCAACAUGCUGAGGGAGGUGCAGCUCAUGAACCGCCUCCGACAUCCCAACAUCCUCAGGUUUGUUGGAGUGUGUGUUCACGAGGGGCAGCUCCACGCGCUCACAGAGUACAUCAACGGGGGGAACCUGGAGCAGCUGCUGGCCAGUGAGGACUACCUGUCCUGGGCCUCCAGGGAAGCCCUGGCCCUGGACAUCUCCAGGGGCCUCCAAUACCUCCACAGCAAGGGCAUCUUCCACAGGGACCUCACCUCCAAGAACUGCCUGGUGCGCUGGGAGGGCGCUGCGUGGUCGGCCGUGGUGGGGGACUUUGGUCUGGCCGAGAAGAUCCCAGAGUACUGUGAGGGGACCAAUCAGGAGCCUCUGGCUGUUGUGGGCUCUCCCUAUUGGAUGGCCCCGGAAAUGCUGAGAGGAGAGCUCUACAAUGAGAAGGUGGAUGUGUUCUCAUAUGGCAUCGUCCUGUGUGAGGUCAUCGCCAGGAUCCAGGCUGACCCUGAUGUCCUCCCUCGCACAGAGGACUUUGGUCUGGACGUGGAGGCCUUCCAGCACAUGGUGGGAGACUGUCCGGCAGCCUUCCUGGACCUGGCCGUCACCUGCUGCAAUAUGAGUGCAAGCCGUCGCCCGCCGUUCUCAGAGAUCGUGGCAGAGCUGGAGCAGAGAGAGACAGACACUCAGAAAGACCAACCAGCAAUGAAGGUGUCCGUGUCUCCUGAGCUUGACUUGGCGAGGAGGCGGUCCCUCCGCGCCCCCUCCUCCGACCCGCGGCUCUCCCGCAGCAAAUCAGACAUGCUGCCCCCGGCCACGCUCCUGACGCUGGCCCCGCCCGCCCGCGUCAACCCCUUCUCCCAGAGGGAGGACCUGAAGGGGGGCAAGAUCAAGCUGUUUGACACGCCCAGCAAGUCCGUCAUCUCUCUCACCUUCACCCUGCCCCAGCCCCCCAGCCCGGACACCUGCCACCCCACAGAACCCCGCGGAGACGGGGGGACGCCCCCCCGUGGACGACACCGGCGCUGCCAUUCGCUGCCCUGCACCCCCCCUCCUGACAUCACCACCCCCCAAGAGUUCAUCCUGCCCUCGGGAGACGUCCCCGAGGGUGAGGAGAGGGAUGGGUGGAGGGCGGAGGAUGGAGAGAACGAGGAGCUUAGUCUGGGAGGCUUGGAGGAAGAGGAGGAGGAAGAGGAGGAGGGGAAGAGAGAGAGUGUUGACCUCCCAGCCAACGAAUCAGGUCUUCCCCUCAAUCUCGAACUGCUGUGUCUGGAACAAACGGAGGAGGAGGAGGAGGAAGAGGAGAGCGCAGUGGAGCCGAUGGACUGCACCAGCUCCCCGGACAAACUGGACGGCCGUCCCUCUCUUUCCUCCCCCUCGCCCUGCUCCUCUCCCUCCCCCUCCCCGUCCCCCUCCCUCUACACCAACGGCUGGGCCAUCAGUCCUGUCUCCAACGGCCCCCCCUCGCUGCCCCCCCUCCCCAUCCUGGACAACAACAACACCCCGGUGGUGAUGAGCCGCCCCCUGGCCUGGGGGGCGCCCAGCAGUAACGGAUACCGCUCCCCGUCCGAGGGGGGGGACCCCCCCGGGGCCCCCUCGCCCUUCGGCUCCAGCUCGGGCCACUCCCUGGACCAGCAGGACGAGGUCAUUUCCUGUCCGGGCUGCUGCCUGGCGGGCUUUCGUUUCCCCUCGGUGUGUCUGCGUGCCCCCCCGCGACGGAACCCCUACAAGAACUUGAACGGGGACGCGGCGUCCGCCAGGGGCCUGCUCUACAAGGGGGGCCCCAAGGGGGGGCUCUCGCCCUCCUCCCCGGAGGCUAGCCGGGUUCUUCCUGGGGCACAGACAUAGUGCAUGAGUGUUGGUAGUCUGAGCCUGCCUUCUCCUUGCCCGGCACGCUCGCGUUGGGCUGGGUGUCGAUGUUUUUAACCUGCCUGCUUUUCCUGUGUCCUCGUCUCCAUGGUGACAGCAGUGAUGAGAUGAAUCCACUCUUUGGUUAUGAAGGUGUGUCUGUGAAGAUGUGAGGCUGCAUCCAUUUGCCCCAGAUUUAGGACCAGAUCUAGGCUACACUAUUCUUUACUGGACUCUUAGUGAUAAAUCCAAAGCUGAUCCUAGUUCAGUACUUAAGUCUGGGACACAUUCCACUCCCUACCAGUUGUGUUGAUGCUGCUGCCCUCUGCUGGACUGAGGUUGGAAAGUCAGCUUUUGAAAAGAGCUGAAUGAAGCUUAACAGAACCGUUUCGUUAACCCAACCAGGAUCAUUUGGUUCCGUCUAACCAAUAAGAAGCAGUGAUGCUGCUUGUCCCUCAGCAUGAAACACUCCCAUUGGUCCAGCUUGUUGGCUGUGACGUACUGUGACUGUAUGAAUGUUCCUUCCAUUAUCUUUGGACGAUGGCUCCGCCCCCGCCCAAACCUUGCGGCUGUAUGUACUCUUAACUGGCUGAUGAUGAUGAUGCUCAAAUGAGGAAUGUUGCUAUGACGAGUAUUAUUCUAAUGUUAUGAUUUGGAUGUUGUGGUCAUCGUGGUGGGCAGUUUGCCUUGUUAAGCUCAAGAGCUGUAAGUAUACCUGUGUGUGUGUGUGUGCAUGCGUGCAUGUAUGUGGGUCUGCAAUGAAUCGUGUGUGUGUGUGAGCCUGUGUUCCGGCUGCUUCUUCUCCCUGAUAAAGCACUUAAACCGUGUGAUUAUUGCAGAUAUUAUUUUUUCCGGUUCCGAGACCAAGCUACAAACCGAGCUAUACAGAUUCCUAUUAUUUAAAAAAGCUGUUGAAUAAAAACAUAGAAUGGAA